CUUAGGGCAGGAUGAACGCUGCUUUCCAAGAUGGCGACGGAGGGAGGAGGGAAGGAGAUGAACGAGAUUAAGACCCAAUUCACCACUCGGGAAGGUCUGUACAAGCUGCUGCCGCACUCGGAGUACAGCCGGCCCAACCGGGUGCCCUUCAACUCGCAGGGAUCCAACCCCGUCCGCGUCUCCUUCGUAAACCUCAACGACCAGUCCGGCAACGGCGACCGCCUCUGCUUCAAUGUGGGCCGGGAGCUCUACUUCUAUAUCUACAAGGGGGUCCGCAAGGCUGCUGACUUGAGUAAACCAAUAGAUAAAAGGAUAUACAAAGGAACACAGCCUACUUGUCAUGACUUCAACCACCUAACAGCCACAGCAGAAAGUGUCUCUCUCCUAGUGGGCUUUUCCGCAGGCCAAGUCCAGCUUAUAGAUCCAAUCAAAAAAGAAACUAGCAAACUAUUUAAUGAGGAAAGACUAAUAGACAAGUCACGCGUAACCUGUGUCAAAUGGGUUCCCGGUUCGGAAAGCCUUUUCCUAGUAGCCCAUGCGAGUGGGAACAUGUACUUGUAUAAUGUGGAGCACACUUGUGGCACCACAGCCCCCCACUACCAGCUUCUGAAGCAGGGUGAGAGCUUUGCCGUACACACUUGCAAGAGCAAAUCCACGAGGAACCCUCUCCUUAAGUGGACGGUGGGCGAGGGGGCCCUCAACGAGUUUGCUUUCUCCCCAGAUGGCAAGUUCUUGGCAUGCGUGAGCCAGGAUGGGUUUCUGCGUGUGUUCAACUUUGACUCAGUGGAGUUGCACGGUACGAUGAAGAGCUACUUCGGAGGCUUGUUGUGUGUGUGCUGGAGCCCAGAUGGCAAGUACAUCGUGACGGGCGGCGAGGACGACCUGGUGACGGUCUGGUCUUUUGUGGACUGCCGAGUGAUAGCUCGAGGCCACGGGCACAAAUCCUGGGUCAGCGUCGUGGCAUUCGACCCCUAUACCACGAGCGUGGAAGAGAGCGACCCAAUGGAGUUUAGUGGCAGCGACGAGGACUUCCAGGACCUUCUUCAUUUUGGCCGAGACCGGGCGAACAGCACGCAGUCCCGGCUAUCCAAACGGAACUCUGCCGAGAGCCGCCCCGUCAGCGUUACAUACCGGUUUGGCUCCGUGGGCCAGGACACACAGCUCUGCCUCUGGGACCUCACGGAAGACAUCCUUUUCCCUCACCAGCCCCUUUCAAGAGCAAGGACACACACCAAUGUCAUGAAUGCCACGAGCCCGCCCGCCGGUAGCACCGGGAACAGCGUCACGACACCAGGCAACUCCGCACCCCCGCCCCUGCCCCGCUCCAACAGCCUCCCACACUCCACCGUCUCCAGCGCCGGCAGCAAGAGCAGCGUCGCUGACGGGGCCGUCGCUUCUGGGGUCAGCAAAUUUGCGACGCUCUCCCUGCACGACCGGAAGGACAGGCACCACGAGAAGGACCACAAGCGAAACCACAGCAUGGGACACAUUUCCAGCAAGAGCAGUGACAAACUGAACCUGGUUACUAAAACCAAAACGGACCCAGCAAAGACUCUGGGGACGCCCCUGUGUCCUCGGAUGGAAGACGUCCCCUUGUUAGAGCCGCUCAUCUGUAAAAAGAUAGCACACGAAAGACUGACUGUGUUAAUUUUUCUUGAAGACUGUAUAGUCACUGCUUGUCAGGAGGGAUUUAUUUGCACAUGGGGAAGGCCUGGUAAAGUGCCAGCAGAGCACUUUUCCUGCAGUCAGGAGGACAGAAUGCGAGGUGUUCUCCGAGACCAGGACUAAAGCUGCCCAAAGCUGCCCGCAGCUUGAGAAGAGGGCGCUGGAGGGGCAGGCCUGGCUUCUGUCAGUGGCUCCUGCAGCCCUGGGACGCAGGGAGGGGGCCCCCGGGGGACCGGGUCUCAGGUGCGGAAGGCCCAGGGCCACAAGGACACAUCUGGGGAGCGCUUUUGCAGUUUGCUCACCAAGCUUUGAGCUUCCUCAUUUGAUAACUGUUCAGUGUUGUCGCUUAAACAUUAUCCGGAGCAAGGAUAUCUUUUCUGACCUCACCUCUGGAGUGAAAUCCCUAUGGGCAAAAGGCGGACCAUGCUUGGCGGGCACAGCCUGUCUGCCGGGCGCUGAAGAAAAGCGCAGAGUGGCCCUCGAAGCCUGCUCCCCCCAGCCUGCGUGCAGGGACCGGAGCCCUCAGAGGGUCCAUCCCGCCUGCCCUGCCCUGCUGUGGCUUUGGGGGGCGGGCUUCUAAGCCCACUGGCAACUCCAGCCCUCAUCUUAGAUUCUCCUCUUCCUCGGGGGCAGGAGGUUAAAAUCCCAGAGAAGGAACCUUGCCUUUGGAAAACUGCCACCUUUUAAAAGCAAACGUGUAAGGGGGAGCAGGCCAAUUCUUUAAUAACUUUGGGUUCUAAAUUCACUUAAAUAGUGAUAAAGAGUCUUAAUUUUGUCUUUUGUGCUGAUCCAAACUUCUAGCAUUUUUGAAGUAUCCUGUGAGCCGUUGCCUUGGGACUGAGGACAAACACCUAGGAUAGGACAGGGCAGGAGUGGGAACCACGUAAGCGGUCACCGUGAUUACUGCCCAGCCAUUCAGAAGCCACGAGGAACAAAACACCACGUGACUUGACCUGCCUUUAUGGGCAUGCACAUGCGUCCCAGGGGGACUCAGGCUUCGCUGUUGGGCUUAACACCCGAGUCCUAGCUGGCAAGUUCCCUCACUCCUUCCACGUCCUGUGGUGCAGCUUGCGUUAUUAAGACAUUGUCAAGUGCUGAGUUUGAGCAGAGAUUGGUGAAGCUGCUUUAUCAGAUGCCUUCACCUGCAUCCAGGGUUCACACCUCCGGCCUUGGCAGGGAGGCUUUUGGGUUUUUUGUUGGGGAAGCUCAAAGUGUGAGGGGAAAAGCCACAGGGACAGGGAGGGCUGGAGAAGGAAUCCUUUGGGAAACCCAGAUGCUGCGUUUGUGUAUCUGACUGUCCGAGGAAGACUUAGAAGCAGAGUCCAAAUGGCUUUCCCGGGACAGCUGCAUGGAGCUCGGCGUCCCUUCUGCACCCACGGCUCGGCCGAGGCCAACCAGUCCGUGGCUUCUGAGUGACUUUCCUGUUGUGCUGGUGUGUCCGCUGUCGGGGUUUCCUUCUGCAGCGGGGAGCCUCUGCACAUGUGUUGUGGGCCUGACACCUAACCUGGCGGUGUCAGCCAUGCUGGGGACUGUCAUCUGUCCUGGUCAUCAUUGGCCCCAGGGAUGGCCCGUGAGCGUAGACGGCAGCCUGGAGAGUGGAGGCCAGGACCGUGCGUGUCUCGCAUUGAAAAGCAUUUGUGUUCAGAGCCCAAGUUCAAAGCCGUGUGAAAAUGCCCGCCCCCCAGUGUUGACCGAUGCAUUGCUGCACCUGUUACAUGAACUUCGUGUUGUGCUCACACUGCUGCCUCUCAAAGUGUAAAAGGAAGAAUUUCCUGCAUUUUUAAAUUUCUGUAUACCUAAGUUUAUUAAAGACUGCUAUGUUAGGUGACGUUGUAUAAAAUUGUAUGAUUAUUUAUCUUUAAUGAAAACCAAAAGUAAAAUCCGCAUUUCCUUUUUUUUACAUUUUCAUCUAAUUUCUUGAUGAAUAAAUUUGAUAGUCUUCCUACCAUGAAAUGUUGAUUAAGUUCUUAACUGUUAAAAUAAUUAGUGAAGCUU
This is a messenger RNA of Nyctereutes procyonoides (raccoon dog), 3660 nucleotides long. It is a transcript of the gene WDR20, whose product is annotated as WD repeat domain 20. The record is from RefSeq and is a predicted model, not a curated record. NCBI's taxonomy places the organism in Eukaryota, Metazoa, Chordata, Mammalia, Carnivora, Canidae. Gene Ontology annotation, molecular function: protein binding. Bases 31 to 1788 code for a protein of 585 amino acids. The transcript has 4 exons.